AUGCCCCGGCUCCUGCUCUUGGCGGUGGCGGCAGCCGUGCUCAUGCAGGCGGGGCAGGGAGGAGGAGAUUCAACGGCAUCAGAGUCAUCCCAUCAUGCUUCCUCGAUGAUACAUGCUCCCUGCUCCUUCAUACAGAGGGGACGGCACGGCAAUGACUGUCCCUCCCCUUUUCGAGUCAUGGUCCUUGCGGUGGAAGACGGAUCCAAGGAGACGAAUCGCACGAGAGAGCUGCUGAAUGCUUACAAUGGCAGCGACCUGAGCAUGUUUUCGAUGCCCGUCAUACAUCACAAGGACGCUGGUAGGCUGCAGCAGGAGGGGAUCAGGCCAUCGGAUAUUGUGGCGGAAACAUGGAUGGAAGAAGACUUUUUUGACACCCUCCUCACGAGAUCCGUUCUCUACCAAAGAGCCUUGGCAGAUUCUGAGAAACAUGGCAACUUAUUCUUCCUCUUCAUGGACCUGGAGCUUGCUGAGGUUCUCUUGUUGAGAGAGUUUCCGAGCAUGAUGGAGGAGGUGAUGUCGUCGGUUUCAUCGUUCGUGGAUGUGAUCAAGUUGGACAUGUUGGAAUCUUGGUCGAGUCGGAAUUGGGUAGAGAAGAGUGACGUACAUGCUAUGUUGCAUGGCAGAGACGCUUGUGCGAAGAUUUUGGCGGGUAUGGGCACCAGACUCCUCCUCCAUCCCUCCUUACUUCUGCGGGAUCUUGUCAAGAGAAAGAGGAUGACGAUGUUUUCCGCUCGGAGAGGAGCUUUCGAUGUCACGAGAGGAACGGGAGAAAUUUCUCUCGUUGCGUAUGAGAGCAGAAGAAAGGAAGGAGCUGAGGUGACUUUUCUGUUGGAAACUUCUGUCUCCUCUGCGUACAUCGUGAAUGUCUCUUCCCUAUCCCCGCAUGACAAGCUCUUUUUCUUGUCCAGAGAGCUGUGGGAGUGUGAGCGGGAGGAAGAGAACGAGGUCAAAGAGGGGAGAGAGAGGGUAGAAGAGAAGACAACUUGCUCGGCUAUGACGCAAACUGGCAUGCUCAUCCUGUUUCCCAUCAGUCGGAAUCGACAUCUCCUGGGUCCGUAUCACCAUGUUGUGUGCAGCGACACAGCUUGCCAGGAGCUCAGGGCAUGUUCAGACAGGUUCAGCAUGUUCCAAGCGCAAGAGUUCGGACGGGAUCAUGCUUGCUGGGGGAAGACAUCUUGCAACCUGUCAGUAUCGGUCAAACCCAGCACAGUGAACGGACACAUUCAGUCAAGACCCAUCUCUCUGGUGGUGGAGGAGCUGGGGAGGAGGAGAUUCGUGUCUGUGUGUUUCUUGAUCCACGACGAGAGGAGGGUUAGGCUGAAGCCAUCCAUGAAGUUCGACUCCGCCGUCCUCUUCCUCUCCCAGCUGGAGUCGUAUGAGGAGGUCGCCAAGGGCGGGAUGCUGCGGCAGCGGCUGGAGCUGGCGAGGGAGAUGUGGAAGUUGAGCAUGACGAGAGGGUUCGUCUUCGAGCUCGUUGUCUUCUGCACCGCAAAGUCCGUCGAGGACGGGAGCUGCGAAAGGUUCUCGCAGGUUUGCCUGAUGGGAGAAGAUCGUGGGGCUCGAGGUGUGUGCGACGUAGAGUCAUAUGACCUAUUUGCCUCCCCCAUCCUCAUCUUCCCCUGGAGCAAGGUGUCUAAGUUCUUGAACUUCUUGGAGGAAGGGAGAAGAGUAAGCCUCUCCUCCUCUUGCCCUCUCCCAGCAGCUGACGCCCAGCAGGAUGAGGCCGGUAGCGUAGGUUUCUUCCCAGAGGCAGCUCUGAUAUCCUCGGCCAUGAUCGACCAGGGCAGGAGGAGAAGGGAAACUCUCCCGCUCCCUCCUUCCUCCCUCAUCUUUGCUCCUGUCUUCCUCUUGCACUGCUCGCCGUCCCAGCACCAGCUGGAGUCCAGCAGGGAGACGCUGAGCAAGGUUGGUUUCACGACCAUCGAGAGCGUGAGAUGUGCGGCCCUGGACGGGAUCUUCUCUCCCCUCGGUGAAAGCUCCUCAUCAGGAGCAGGAGCAGCAGGAAUAGCAGGAGCAGGGCAAGGAGCAGGAGCAGGAGGAGACCCACUGCUAGGAGGAAGGGAAGAAACUGCAUUCGACCAUGUGGAGCUCAUAAGGAGGGCGAAGGGCGAGGGUCAUUCUCUCCUCGUCCUCUUCCACUCCGACUUGUUCCUCCUUGACUCCCUCGUCAACGUCAACCGCAAACUGCGAGAAGCCCUGGGGGAUGUUCCAGCAGACGCCCAGCUGCUCCUGCUGGAGACUUGCGACGAGCUCUGUGCGGAGAGGAGGUCGUCUCUAACCUCCUCGAGGUGGAUGAGGAUUACAGGGUCCUCCUGUGCUCACUCGGUGGUUCUGACGGCCUCCGGGAUGGAGGAGGUGGCGAGGAGGAUGGGGGAUCCUGCGGAGAGCGCGCACUCCUUCCUUGCAAGGCUGAUGGCGGAUGAUCUGGUGGUGGCGUACGCGAUGAAGGAUGCAGUGUUCUCUCGCAGCCUCUUCCUCCGUCCCUCCCUGUCGUUUUGCAGAGACAUUAGAGCUGCCUCCUCCUCGUCCUCCUCGUCCUCGUCCUCCUCCUCCUCCUCCUCCUCCUCCUCCUCCUCCUCCUCCUCCUCCUCUGUUUGUCGAACAGGGGCUGUUUGCAGUACGAUCGGGUAUGAGACGGUGGAUGUGCGGAAAAUUCCCUUCAUGAUAGGCAGGAACUCUUCUGCCGCCAAAAUCAUCGUCUUCUCAACAAACUUGUACUCCUUUCCAUCUGAUGCAAGUGAGCGAGCAGGAGCGGGAGCAGAAACUGUCAGCUACUCCUUGUCGUCUUGCUCUGGCAGGAGGUGCAGGGCCUUGAAUCGUGCAGACGGGAAGUUUCCAUCCUACAUCGGAGGAGGAGGACUCGUCCUCGAACUUCAGCAGGAUCAUGAGUGCUUCAAGGGCCCGACCUCCUGCCGUCUCCUCCUACAGAAUGGCUCCGUGCUUGUUCAGAUCUCCUUGCUCGAUUUUCCCCUCCUCCGGCAGCUGCUGCCGCCCUCCUCCUUCGUCCAUGCCCUCUUCAUCCGUGGAGGAGCAGACUUCAACUUGUCUCGAUGGCAUGGUGAUGACCGGCAGGUCUUCUUGUUCGAUGACGAUGAACAACUAGGACGGAAGGAGGAGCAGGAGCAGGAGCAGGAGCAGGAGCAGGAGCAGGAGCUCUCUCAGUCGAUUCCUCUCCGCACGUACGAAUUUCUCUCCUUCCUCUCGGCAGACUCGCACAUCGUGGACCCUCCUUCCUUCGCUGCCGUCUCCGACACGUGCUCGCAACACCCGCAGGCUCAGUUGUGCUUCACUUCCUCCUUUCUUCCCUCCUCCUCCUCCUCCUCCUCCUCCUCGGACUUCGUUCUCUCGGUGGAGGAGGCCAGCUCGCUUUCAAAGGCUGGCGUCGUCAUGCUGAAGUGGAGUAUGUGGGGAGAACUCUACAAUCUCCUCGAGCAAGGAUCUACCUCCUCCUCCUCCUCCUCCUCCUCCUCCUCCUGCAACUUUUCUUCCCUCCUACGGUCCGUCUUGCUUGGCUCAGCCAAGGACGAGAUUACCUCCUGCCGAGGAGAUGGAGGAGGGAGGAGGGGAGGAAGAGCGGGAGGGGCACGAGACUCGCACGUGUGCGUCGUCGAGGGUGGGCAGGUGAGAUGUCAGAGGAUGACGAGGAGGAGGGAGGAAGAGGUCGUUCCCUUCCUCGUCCUCCAGCAGCCGGACCAGCAGCGAGUCGUUUCCUCCAACGGCUCUCGGGUCCAGCUCUCCUUCAUCCUCCACGGUCUCCCCGAUGACUUUGCGUCUUCCUGCCAGGACUGGGGCAUGCAGAUCCGCUACCAGCAGCUCUCCUCUCCUCCUCGCUCCCCUUCCUCCUGCUGGGACAGGCAGCUGCCCCAGAAACGUCCUCCCACCUCCCUCUGCAAGCGCUGCUCCCAGGAGAAGACAGGAGAAGGGGAGGUUCGUUGCGAGGAGACGCUUCCUCUGCCUGCUGGGCUAUUCUCCUUUCAGCUCCUCCUGCUUGACAAGUCGGGGGUGACAGUCGCCUGUACCCAGCGGACAAUCUUUCAUGUCCUCGAGAGGACGGAGGAGGAGCGUGUUCGAGACAGGACGCGUCCCAAGUUCCGGUGCGACGAGACGAGCAUCAGGCAGGACGAGGAGGCGAUGGUGCGCUGCCCUGCCCCAGCAGCGAGCAGCAUCACUUUGGCGACCAUCGCCAGCAUCGACCGUGCGUCCAACGCCAUGCACAUUGCAGCUCACUGGCAGGGGCCUCUCUCUGUCGUCUUCUACGGCAUGAACGAGGAGGAGAGGAAGGAGCUUGAAGUGUUCGUGCGAGAGAUCUUUCUCCCCCUCUCCUCCGCCCGCUGCCAGCACGUCACGGUCAGGCUCUUCUCUUCCUGCUUCCUCUCCAACGCUUCCGCUCCCAGCAGCAGCAGCACGCUCCUCCUCUUCCCCAUAAACUUCCUCCGCUGGCACGCAGUGAACAGCUCGGGGACAGACCUUCUGCUCUACCUCGACAUCGACUUCAUGCCCUCGGGCAACGCCUCCAAUCUCGAGAGGAGGUGGGCGGAGCUCUCGGCGAGGAGGAGGAGGCCGCUCGCUCUCGUGCUUCCCUGCUUCAAGACCAAGACGCUCCCCUGGCCCAGGGCCGGCAACUUCUCCUUCCUCGGGAGGCAGCCGCGGCUGGAGGUGGAGGCGAUCACGAGGGAGGAGCUGCAGCAGCGGCACAGCAGGGGACAGGCCUUCAUGCCGGGGCUGCACGGCUCCGACCACUCCCACUUCGCCACGGACUAUCGGCGGUGGUUCAGUCAGCCCGGCAGCAGCUGGGAGCCGUACCAGGCGCUCUACACCUUCUGGUGGGAGCCCUACUUCGUGCUCAACAAGUCCAGCUGGCCCGGGGUGCACGGAGGGGGUCUGUUCGACUCUCGCUUCCACUUCCUUGCUGGGGACAAGGCCCAGUUCGUCCUGGAAGCCGCCGCGAACUCCUUCGAGUUCUGGGUCCAGCUGGAGGAGUUCGUUGUGCACAUGCCGGACGAGGAGGACGUCAACUGCCAGCUGGGCAGGAAGAGGCUCUGCAACAUCAGCAGGGUGCGGCAGAAGACCAUGCCCGCGCGGCUCAUGACGGAGGGGAGUCAGAGCUCCUGGUGCUCUCAGUUUGUGGUGGACCAUAUCAUCGGUUACCCCAGCUGGGACGACAACCUCCUCCAGCAGGACACCGAGCUGCCCUGCUUCGUGCCUCCCUUCGCCCUUCUCCGGCACUUCUCCCACCUCGAGAUUUUCCGCCUCCUCGAGAAGUUCUGGGACGGUAUCGCCGUCGGCAUCGCCAGGCAGAACCUCCUCGCCGAGCCUUCCAGCACCAGAAAUUUCUUCCUCCGCUCCCUCUGCUUCCAACAGCUGCCCGUCCUCGCCCGGCUCCACCGCGUCCUGGGCUCCUCCCUCCUCCUCUUCGACCGCAGGGCCCUGGUCGGACUGGGAGACUCGCUCAACGUCUCCUUCCUCCACUUCACCUCCGAGCCCUCCGGCGUCUCGCUCCCCCUCUCCCCCUCCCCCUGCCCCCUCCAGGAGGGCUGCGACCGGUUCCUCCCCCUCCGCCUUCAUCCUUCCUCCCUCUGCGGCCACCCCCAGCUCUUCGACCAGCGGGGAGUCCAGCUGUGCGACCUGCUGACGGAGGCUGUCUUCCACGACCUCGGCACCAAGCUCAUCCCGAGCAGCUCAUCGUCAACAUGGAUAGACAUGACAUAUUGA
Messenger RNA from Guillardia theta CCMP2712, 5712 nucleotides. RefSeq lists its product as hypothetical. The record is from RefSeq and is a predicted model, not a curated record. NCBI's taxonomy places the organism in Eukaryota, Cryptophyceae, Pyrenomonadales, Geminigeraceae. The coding region runs from base 1 to 5712 and encodes 1903 amino acids. The transcript has 4 exons.